Messenger RNA from Amoebophrya sp. A25, 255 nucleotides. NCBI's taxonomy places the organism in Eukaryota, Dinophyceae, Syndiniales, Amoebophryaceae. The record is from the annotation of a GenBank genome assembly.
UGCAUGCCGUGCUACCCCCUUUUAUUGACGCUAAGCUUCAACCAUCGAAGUCUGAUGCCGAGUUUCUGAGCGCGCAAUCGGACUCGUCGAGAUCUUUCAUUUCUGCUUUAGAAGAGGGAGAAGGCACAGCAGAAACAUCAAGCGAAAGUAAGGACGAGAGAGGAGUUUCCUCGUCUUCGUCAUCAUCAUCUACUCGUUCCAGUGUACUGGCAGCCCAAGGGGACAAGCGAAGCUUCGAGGUGCACGAGCUACCGC